Messenger RNA from Hemiscyllium ocellatum (epaulette shark), 1316 nucleotides. RefSeq names its product chondrolectin (gene chodl). The record is from RefSeq and is a predicted model, not a curated record. Gene Ontology annotation, biological process: positive regulation of axonogenesis. Gene Ontology annotation, cellular component: cytoplasm. Bases 1 to 900 code for a protein of 299 amino acids. NCBI's taxonomy places the organism in Eukaryota, Metazoa, Chordata, Chondrichthyes, Orectolobiformes, Hemiscylliidae. The transcript has 7 exons.
AUGCUCCCUCACCAGGCGCUGUCCACUCGGAUGUUCGUGCUGAUCCUGAGCGGGAUUCUCGGCGGCGGCUCCAGCACUCGGGUUUUGAGCGGUCAGACCGUGUGCUAUGGGGGCCCAGAGUACCCCUGUUACAAGAUCGCCUACUUCCAGGACCUAAGCCGGCGUAUCGGCUUUGAGGAGGCGAGUCAGGCUUGUGAGAUGGAUGGUGGAGCCCUUGUCAGCAUCCGCUCAGCCACUGAACAGCGGCUGAUUGAGAGCCUCCUCCAGGACCUCACCAAGUCGGGCUCUGGGCUUUCGGAUGGAGAUUUCUGGAUUGGACUGAGGAGGAGCGAUGAGGGCCAGUCCCACAACACCUACAGUGGAUGCCCCGACCUCUACGGGUGGACAGAUGGAAGUGCAGCCAAGUUCAGGAACUGGUAUGCAGAUGAGCCUUCGUGUGGGAGUGAGGCUUGUGUAGUGAUGUAUCACCAACUGACCGCUCAGCCUGGGCUGGGAGGCCCCUACCUCUAUCAGUGGAAUGAUGACAGGUGUAACAUGAAGCACAACUUUGUCUGCAAGUAUGCCUCAGAAAACCUCUUGACCAAUGAAUCCGAAGACCUUGUGGAGUCAGGUUAUGUUUCAGAAAAUGUGUCCACGGGCCCAGAACUCAAGGUUCAAGCACCGAGUAACUCUGCCGAUGACCAACACCACAUGGUUGUGACAGAAUCAUCAGGGAUAAUGCCCAAUGUGGUGUACGUCAUCAUUCCUACAAUUCCACUGCUGUUGUUGUUGGUGGUUGCCCUGGCAACCUGCUGCAUCCAGAUGUUGACCAGAAGCAAAGACCGAUCAAAGAGCAGCCCAAAUGAGUCAACUCUCUGGAUAUCCGCAGCUCCGAAAAAGGAGAACCUUGCUGAUGUUUAGUAAUCUUCAGGCCAGACUUAAUCCCAUGGAUAAAGCGUCAGGCAGCAUCAUUAAACACACACACACAAAACCAACCAUCUGACAAGCUGAUUCCAGACUUCUGAGAGAAUGCACACAGAGACAAGACAGAUCUGAGAGAGACCAAGGAGCAUCCAACCAGAUCAUCAACAGAAACGAGAAAUCAAAAUUCCCCUUCCUCUUGUCAAUUUUUCUUUUCACUGCUGUCUUCAGGAUGGAUUUUAGAAAAAGCAGAAGAGAUACAGUUGCUGAGGGCAGUGUCAAUGGAAACGAUGAGUGCUAGUAGUACACAGCUUUUGGACAAACGCCAAGAGGUGGACAAAACCAAGAGACAGGUCAGGGUUCUAAUCUGGGGGUUUUGGCAGAAAAUGGACUGCUUAGGGAUUUGAAAACUCAUU